AUGCAUUGUUACUCCAGGUCCUACCAGGUGGAGAGUAAGAAGCUUGUAGUGUGGGAGCCGAAUGGGAUGCAGCAGAUUCGUGAUCAAGAUCAAGAUCUCGCAACUUUUCUGGCUUGUCUCGCGCGCUCCGAGACUCCGCGAGAUUUUUCACAACGGCGGGGGGACGAGUUUUCUUUCAAAAGAUUAUAUUUGGAAAACUCGACUUUUACUUGGUUCCGGUGCAAUAUUGCUUCAGGCAUCAAAAUGAAACGGACAAGCAGGUUAUCGUCAAACUUCACCCUGUCCCCCACCAAGAGGCUGAGCAUGCUGGGCCCCGACAGCCCCAUCUCCAGGAGGCAGUCCAUUGCCGACACCUCUGCAAGAAAUGAAAACGUCUUUCUUGACGUGCCAGAGAAUAAUGAUGAGAAAGAGAAGAAACAGAGACAGCUCAAUCGCCUCCAGCAGCAGAUACAAUCCAAGACCUUCUCCCCCACGGCAACUACUUCAGACCACCGCAAGUCCAUCAGCAUAGUUUCAGGACUCACCAACCAGCAGCUGACAGAACAUUAUUCUAAGUGCAUUCAACUCUCAACAGAAAAUAAAAUAAAUGUCAACAAUGCCUUCAAGCUUCAACUCAUUGAUUACAUGUCGGAGAUGCUUCACAGAAGAGACUCAGAAAUGGAGAACUUUCAAGUUGCCAGCUGCACCCUGGAUGCAAGUGCCAAGAUCUAUGCCUAUCGGGUGGACAGUGUGCACACGGAUGCCCUCAAGAUGGCCGGGGGACUGGGCAGCUCCAAGGGGGAGAAGAGCAAGGAGGCAGGGGAGGAGAUGGACUGCCAAGAUGAGAAUGAAGGAAGGAAGGAAAAGAAGAAAAAAAAAAGGAAGAAGGUCAUCAUUGAGUCUAAUAUGAAGAACAUUAAUGUAAAAGGAUUUGACUUGGAUUUUCAAGUUGACCCACUGUUCAAGAAAAUGGCAGCACAGUUUGAUGAGGGACGGUCAAAGUGUGGUCCCUUCCUCACCUCACUCCAGUUUCUUGAUGAUUCAUGUUCUUUCGUGUUGGAUUCUGAAACUGUGCUUCUGAACUCUGGCAAAGUGAAGGAGGAACAAGCAAACAGCCCACUUGUGUCAGUGCCCCGAGUUGCAGAUAUGAAGGGAAAAAGAAUCUGUCCAACCUUUGCACCAUUUGAAUUCACCACAUGGAAGCUGGGCGAUGAAGACUCCUUCUGUGACAUUUCAAGACUGAGGGACACUGAUGAUGAGGACGAGGAUCCUGAGGCCGUAGAUGAGCACAAGUUUGAUGUUAAUGCAGUGCCUGAGCCAAUUUGUGACAUGGAUUUUGACAAUAACUUUUAUGAUGAUGGAAUGGACAGUGAAGAGGGUGACACAGUGGUAACAGUGGGCCAGGGAGGGUGUCAGAAGAUGCCUCCACCACUCAUGGAGGCUGUCCACCUCAAGGAUCACCUCGCCACCAUACCCUCCGAGUACUCCUACUUUGACAGCCACCGCAUGUGUGCCUGGGCAGGCCCCACACACUGGAAAAUAAGGCCAUUAUCAAAAACAAAACUUGGAGAGACCAAAAAUGACAAGAAAAGAAAGAAAGAGCUAAUAAAACUGACAUAUAGAGAUGAUGAAAAUAACAUUAGCAAGUUGUUCGCUGUGGACAGAAAGACCACCAAGCUGUCCCAAGCCACUCUGAAGACAUGGACCAAGGAGAAGACCACCAUGCCUGUUGAUCUACAUUAUGAAGCCAGAAAUUUCUUGAAGUUGUUUGGACGCCCUACUGUUGUAAUACAGAGACAAAGAAAAGCAGCUGCCGUUGAUGAAAGUAUUAAUGAGUACAAUUAUGACAACCAGAAUGACCGAGAAAAUUUCUGUGCUCAGGAUGACAAUGUCAGUGGCUAUGGUGACAGUUCCACACCAGGAUAUGAUAUGACAGAUAUCUUCAGUGAAACUGCUGUUGGCUCCCAACCUACAAAUGACUUGGAAAACAAAGCUUCAGAUUUUCUUGGCAACUUGGUUGCAGCACCAGAUAAGAUUGAAAAAGUCAACAUUGGUUAUGCUCGAACUGCAAAGAAAGUUGACAUGAAGAAAUUGAAAACAGCAAUAUGGGAUAUGCUAGCUGAUCCAUCAACUGAAAAGGAGAAUUGCAGACAAUCCGAGAACCAAGCUGAGAACAACAAAAAAGAUAAGAUGGAUUCUAACUGUGACAUUGAGUUCUCAUCUAUGUACAAAGCUCUUCCUCAGAGAUUAUCUGUUUCUAUGUCUGGGAAUAUUUCAGUGCCUCUUGUGUUCAUUGGUCUUUUACAUUUAGCUAAUGAACACAACUUAAAGUUAGUGGAUAAGGGUAACUUGAUGGACUUCACAGUCAUGCAAGGAUGAACUAGUGUGGAAGGUGACUCAACUGUCUUGAUGUACCUGAUGUGGAUAUGUAUGCAAUAAUUUAAAAAUGGUUACUGCCAGUACACUCAGAUGUUGGCACUUUACAUUGUUGCUCUGCUUCAUUACUGGUCUUUUCAAUACUGUCCUUAUGGACUUUGAAUUGUUAAUGUAAUUGUAUAUUUGCAUUAUCAGGGACUGGAUGAUUUUUCUUUAUCACUUUUAAAAUAUCAAAUAAAAGGAAAAUUAAAAUUCAAAACAUUCAAUACUUAGAAGUUUCCAUGAGGAAUUGUUGGAUAUGAACCUCUGCCACCUAUGCCAUCAAGCACUUGGCCAUCCUCAGGUGUGGCCUGUUCACUUGUUAUAACAGUAUCCCAGCCAUACUGGUUGUAAUUCAGCAGCAGGUUUGCAUGACUUAGGAGUCAGAUUUGAUCCCGACCAGGUGAUGCAUGCAGCAACAGUUCUGAAGUGUAACCAUGAUGCUGUACAUGUCUGUACAGCAUAUCUGCUGUAGUCUUGGAGUGGUUACUGUCACAGAUUAGUUCUCUAUUGGCCUGCACACCACUUUAAAUUUUGGCUAGAGUACCUGACAUCUAGACAGCUCAGCUGUCCAUCUGUGCACUGGGGGUACAUGAGUCUUGUCAUACAGUGGCUUGGCAGCAAAGUUGUGGUAUUUACUUUAAUGAAAAAUAUUGCAAUUUAUGUAACUGUCCCCCCCACUCUUAUGGUUUUGAACACUUGAACAGUGUUUUUGUCUGACAAGACUGCCAAGCUUAUGCCAGGAAUAAUGAUUGUUAAGUAUGAGAUCAUAUGUUUUUGGCAUGGUAAGCAAUAAACAACAACACUGUUGAGGAGAUAAUUUUCAGUGCAACUCUCUAUGAUAAUGAUGAUGAUGAUGAUGAUGAUGAUGAUGAUGAUGAUGAUGGACCAUAAGUAUAUGUAGUAUGCCCACAAGUAUCCCCAAGUGUGUUCCAGAUAUGUUAGCAAGGAAUAUGGUGGCAUGUGUUGGCACACCACACGAGGCAGGGAGCAUGUGUUCAUGAAAUAUUGAGAGGUUAUGUACACUAGAAUCCUCUUAAGUUAUUCUAAUCUGUAUUAUUCUCGAAGUCAUAUCAGGAACUAAUGAAACUAUUGUACACUUCAUUUAGAAGAGUUAAUUGUGAUGCUGUCUUUUUAAACAAUGCAGUGUGGCAAACUGAAGAAAUUGUUGCUUAUUGUAAUGGGAAAUACAAGUUACUUCAUUUUAUUCAAACACUAAAAGUAGUCUAUUAUGCUGAAUUUCCAUUGCUGCCUGCAUUCAAGAUCAAAACAUCCACUUAUAUACAUACUGCUGUAUGUAUAUAAGUGGGAGGAGUGGGAGGAUUGCUAGACCAUAUCUUUUUUUUAAGUGAAGGACUAAAGGUAAAGAAGGAUCCUCAGUCCCUAUUUUAGGUUGCCUUUUGUGGCAUGCAGGGAAUGCAGGACAGUAUUUUCCAACUUGGCUGUGAAGUGAGCAGCCAGGCCACACGUUCCCCACCACAGGGGACGACUUGUAAAUAUGUGUAUGUAUGAGAGACAGAUUUGAAUUAAUUUUUAUCAGGCUUCCUACAGAUUGCUGUAUAUUUUUAAUGCUAUAUUGUUACCGACUCUUCUGUAUGUAGAGAGAAAGUUUAAGAGGUCUGCAGUGUUGCAAACUGACAAGUGUGAAGGGUGAUGUGUUUAUGGAGUGCUUAAUUAAGACGGUUAUUUUUAAACCCGAGCCUUUAUUUUCACCAACUGGAACUAUAGAUUGCAGCAGUAUAUUUAUCAGAGUAUAGUAAAAAUUAUAUAUUUGGACAUAUAAUCAUGUAAUUUUCAGCAAUAUGAGAACUUAAAGGAA
Scylla paramamosain (green mud crab) is the source of this 4213-nucleotide messenger RNA. RefSeq names its product condensin complex subunit 2-like (gene barr). The coding region runs from base 1 to 2358 and encodes 785 amino acids. The transcript has 16 exons. Gene Ontology annotation, molecular function: chromatin binding. Gene Ontology annotation, biological process: mitotic chromosome condensation. Gene Ontology annotation, cellular component: condensin complex. NCBI's taxonomy places the organism in Eukaryota, Metazoa, Arthropoda, Malacostraca, Decapoda, Portunidae. The record is from RefSeq and is a predicted model, not a curated record.